CGGGCUUGGCGUGGAGUGAUAUCUUUCUUGGAGAGGAUGGAGGAGACGAUGGUGUUGUCAGUGCGGAUGGUGAAGUAUUGCCCGUCGAGGUACGGGCACCAGACUGUGAGGGCGUGGAUCACGGCGAGGAGUUCCUUCUCGUUGGAGGGGUAAUUCAUCUCCGCGGGAAGGAGCUUCUUGCUUGCGAAGGCGAUAGGGUAUUCGCCUGGUGGAGCCUCGAGGUGAGUGGRCGAGUCCUUGAUGGAGGGGGUCUCGGCGGUGUCGCGGGGGAAAUGUUGGGACAGUACGGCUCCGAUGGCGAAGUCGGAGGCGUCAGUGUCGAAAGUUUGUUGGCGGCGAUCGUUCCAAUGGAAAGGCUCGUCCUUGCGGGUGAGUUCGUGGAGAGGGUAAGAGAUCUCGAAAAAGUUGCGAAUGAAUGGGCGGUAAUAGUUGGCAAGGCCAAGGAAGGAACGGAGUUGGAGGAGGGUCUUGGGUGGGGGGUACUCGACGAGGGCUGUGACCUUCGAGGGGUCCAUAUGGAUGCCUUUAGCGGAGACAAUAUGGCCGAGGUAUUCGACGUUCGAAGCGGCAAACGUACAUUUGCUGAGCUUGGCGAAGAAUUUUUGCUCUCGGAGGAUCGCGAGGACUUGGCGAAGGUGCUGAAGGUGGGACUCGAAGGUGGGGCUGAAGACAAGGAUGUCAUCAAGGUAGACAACUACACAGACUUCGAGGAGGUUGCGGAAGAUGUGGUUCAUGGUGGAUUGGAAGGUAGCGGGGGCAUUGGUGAGUCCGAAUGGCAUCACGAGGAACUCGUAGUGCCCGAACCGAGAGCGGAAGGUGGUCUUGUGAGGGUCCUCGCGGAUACGGAUCUGGUCGAAGCCACUACGAAGGUCGAUCUUGGUAAAGUACUUGGCUCCACGGAGACGAUCAAGGAGCUCGGAAAUCCGAGGCAGGGGGUACUUGUUCUUGAUCGUGAUCCGGUUCAAGGCGGGGUAGUCUGUGCACAUGCGGAGUUCCGAAGUUCCACCUUUCUUGACGAAAAGGCAGCUGGUUCCGAAGGGGGAUGAACUUGGCUUAAUGAACCCUUUUUCAAGGA
Molecule: messenger RNA, 1075 nt
Organism: Chara braunii
Lineage: Eukaryota; Viridiplantae; Streptophyta; Charophyceae; Charales; Characeae
Source: the annotation of a GenBank genome assembly